Messenger RNA from Sarcophilus harrisii (Tasmanian devil), 1216 nucleotides. RefSeq names its product fucolectin-6-like. The transcript has 3 exons. Bases 134 to 985 code for a protein of 283 amino acids. Lineage: Eukaryota; Metazoa; Chordata; Mammalia; Dasyuromorphia; Dasyuridae. The record is from RefSeq and is a predicted model, not a curated record.
AGUAACAACUCUUCUUCCUAGUAAUAAAAUGGUGCUUUCACUUUGUAUCUGAGGAUUGGUGGACUUCUCCUCUCAAUAUUUCAUCAUUCCAGCUCCAGUGCUUUCAAAGGGGAAACCUGCCUUCCAGUCCAGCAUGUGUAGUCCCUCUGGAUCUCCUGAAAGAGCUGUAGAUGGGUCUCUACUCAGUGACUUUGAAAAGGGCACUUGCAUCCAUACACGACGAGAGUCCCAUCCCUGGUGGAUGGUAGAUUUGGGAUCAUCAGAAACUGUGAAAUCUGUUGCAAUCACCCCCCGAAAAGAUUGCUGUAUGGAAGAAUUAUAUGGAGCAUUCAUCCUGGUGGGGGACUCUUCUCACAAUGGUGGCACUUUUAAUGACAAAUGUGCAGUCAUUGGUUCCUUGGGCUAUGGGAAAACAGAGUUUUUCAGAUGUGGAAUGAUGAGAGGAAGGUAUGUGAGUAUUGUCAACCCAAAAAGAACAUUUCUAUCUUUCUGUGAAGUAAGAGUCUUUGGAAAAACAUCAGAGGCUGUCUCUCCUAGUGUUCCAUCACAAUCUCAGCCUUCAUCACUCAAGGCAAGAGAUGACACUAAUUUACCUGAUCUACUACAAAUAAAAAGAUUACAAACAUCUCAGUCCAGCAUCUUCAUUUCCUCUCGUUUUCCUAUGGAUGGGUCUUCUCGAAGUGGCUACUGUAUUCAAACAUUGCAAGAGACUGACCCCUGGUGGAGAGCAGAUUUGGGUUCAACGCAAGCUAUCGAGUCUCUGUCAAUCACUAGUCGAAAGGAUUGCUGUAGAGAACACAUAAAUGGAGCCAUAAUUUUGGUGGGAGACUCACCUUAUUGGGGUGGAAUAUUCAAUGCAAGGUAUGGAAUUAAGAUUUAUCUUUUGAGAGCUCGGGGAAUGGUCAUGCAUUUCUUUAUAACUUUUCAAUUCAUUAAUGUUAGGAUAAAUUUGCAUAGAAUUGAAAUGAAAAUUUUAGUGCAAUGAAAUCGACUUUAGCUUGAUUCUGAGCAUAUUCACUUUUUGGUACUUACAGUUGGUCUUCUCUACUUCUUCCUUUUCCUCCCUUCUAUAAAGUCAAUGCAUUUGGCCUUGGGGGUGGGAGGGACAAAAAUAAUAGAACCUCUGUGCUGAAAAUAGUGUUGAAAAGUGCUAUAUUUGUGUUUUAAAAAUAUGAUUAAGGUUUACAGUAGUGAAAUACCUAACCAUACACCUUCU